This is a messenger RNA of Alternaria ventricosa, 987 nucleotides long. RefSeq lists its product as uncharacterized. NCBI's taxonomy places the organism in Eukaryota, Fungi, Ascomycota, Dothideomycetes, Pleosporales, Pleosporaceae. The record is from RefSeq and is a predicted model, not a curated record. The transcript has 2 exons. Bases 1 to 987 code for a protein of 328 amino acids.
AUGCCUUCGUUCCUAAUGAGAACUUCACACGGUCUCAUCAGCAUCUACGACUCAAAUCUCAAGAACGACCAGCCCGCCCUCCUUCUCCUACACGGCAACGCCCCAUCCUCCAAACAAUUCCGCCAUAUCAUCGAGUCCCCCACUAUCAACAAGGGCUGGCGCAUCGUUACUCUAGACCUCCCCGGCCACGGCUGCUCGUCCAAUGCCCCUGAUGCUGUACGUACCCCUAAGUACCUCGAAAAGUACUGUAUUACGUUACGUUGGACACGCUGCAAGACAACGUACUGUCACCGCGGCUACGCCGACCUCGUUAUACGUGUCUUGCAGCACCUCAGAAUCGAGUCUGUGGUGCUCAUGGGCUGGAGUCUGGGUGGUCACAUCGCAAUCGAGAUGCUUCCUUGUCUCGCUCAUGACGAUCCUCCCAUGGUGGAAGAUGCUCCUCGGAUCAGCGUCAAAGGGCUCAUGCUUAUCGGUACCCCUCCCUCGGGUGGCGCCGAGCAGAUGGCCCAAGCGUUCAAGAUGCCGGCUGGUGGUCUUACCUUCGCGGGGAAUAGAAAUUGGGUCAAUCUGGAGGCUGAGCUUUAUUUGAGACAUGGUGUGGCCGCGGGCAAGGAAGAGUUCUAUGAGAGGUGGAUGUUGGAGGAUGCGAAGAGGACGGAUGGGCGCGCGACAGUCUUCAUUGCUGAUGCCGCGACUGGGACGAAGGAUUGCCCGCCCAAGGGUUGCGAUCAGAAGCGUGUGGUGGAGGCGACUGAUGUGUUGAUCGCGGUCGUGAACGGAAUGGAAGAUCAGUUUGUCAACCUGGAUUAUAUCGACGAGGAGGUGAAGUGGAAAAGGCUCUGGAGGGGUGAGUGCUUGGGCUUAUCUGGGCUUGGGCAUGCGCCAUUUUGGGAAGAUGCGGCAGGAUUGGAGAAGGUGUUGGAGGAGUUUUUGGACGAUUGUGAGGAGUGGGAGGGUUCGGAUUGUGAUUCUGCUGUAGGUAUUUAG